Messenger RNA from Trichomonas vaginalis G3, 336 nucleotides. Its product is annotated as leucine-rich repeats (6 copies)-containing protein. Bases 1 to 336 code for a protein of 111 amino acids. The record is from RefSeq and is a predicted model, not a curated record. NCBI's taxonomy places the organism in Eukaryota, Parabasalia, Trichomonadida, Trichomonadidae. The transcript has a single exon.
AUGGCUAAUGAAAUUGAUUCUAAGAAGGGAAGCGGAUUAUCAAACAUGACUUUAGGAUUGAUUGUAGCAGCAGUUGUCGAACUGUUGCUGAUGUCGGCAUUGAUUGCAUAUAUCAUUAUAAAGUCAAGAGAUGACGAUGAUUCUGAUUCAAGUUGUGUAGAAAUGGACGAAGAAGUGAUGGGAACUGUUGGUUUAGAUCCUACUGCAACAAUUACUCAUGAUAAUGCUUUGUUUACAAUGAGCACAAUGAUGGAGGAUGAUCCAUUUGCACAAGACUUUGAAGAUGCACCACCAAAUGAAGCUUUUUAUGCUGAUUUGAAUUCUCCAAAUGCAUAA